Messenger RNA from Rodentolepis nana, 2613 nucleotides. The record is from the annotation of a GenBank genome assembly. Lineage: Eukaryota; Metazoa; Platyhelminthes; Cestoda; Cyclophyllidea; Hymenolepididae.
AUGAACCUAACUAAAUGUUAUUGUACUUCGGGUCAACCAGAUUGCGAUUACAAUACGCGACAAGUGACAUGUAAACCCGGCCAGAAUUUCUGUUUUCUGAUGCUAAAGCACACUGAUAAUAUUAUAAAGGUUCCUCACUUACAAGGCUGCUGGUAUGAACACAGCAUCAAUGAUUCUCUUAUGAAGCCAAACGUUUGUUACAAUAUUUCCUCAAGUGGUGCAUAUAUGUCAUGUCUUUGUAAGGGUGACUUUUGCAAUGUCCCUACCAUUGAAGUUCAUCUUGGACAUGACGUAUUAAUAAAUCCAGAUAUCCAUAACCAAACAUUGGAAAGUCCCCCUACCCCAAUCGGACCAAAUCCCAUCGAUUCAAUUGUCAAAAAUCCCACUCUUUUCUACGCCAUUUCCUUGCCACUAUUUGUUUUACUUCUACUGAUUUUUGUCUUUAUUUUCCUUUUAUGCCGUCGAUACAGGAAUAACGUCAAUACACUAGGCGCCUCUGCUAUUGGAGGCAGUGGUAGUAGUUCCAAGCCCAAGUCCUUUCUUUCUUGCCAAAACCUUUUUCCUACGCUUAAAAUUUGUUUCACAUGCAAACAAUCCAAAAAGGAUGACAGACAGUUUAAUUCAAAUGGUGGCGUUAUCUGUCGUUUCUGUCCUCUUAACGCCACACCCUGCGCUUUUUGUGGAAAAGGUUUUAUGACUGCGAUUGACGGGGGUUCAUCCAUGCCUCAACUAGUUCAUCCAAUUCUUGGCGGGGGCUGGCUGGCCGAAGGCGAAAUUGAAGAGCUUUCAAAGAUUUGUACCAAAGUGAAAAGGUGUUCUCGCGGUCGUUUUGGUGAAGUGUGGUUGGGUCAUAUGGUUAAAGUUCGCAACGACGACAGUGGUGGCAACACUGAAUCGAAUCCUCGUGAAGUUGCCAUCAAGGUUUUCCCCGAGGCAGAGCGAAAAAGUUGGGAAACCGAGCUGGAAUUAUAUCGAUUGCCUCGACUAAAGCAUCCCAAUAUCCUGCAUUUUAUUGGAAUUGACAAGAUCACAAGAGACCCAUCCGAAGAAAGGGAUGAUCAGGAUCGUAGUAGCGGUAGUGAAUGCGGUUCUUUGACCGAAUACUGGUUAGUGACGGAUUAUCUUGCCCAUGGUUCUGUCUACGACUACAUUCACAGCAAUGUGCUCUCCUGGGGUCAGAUGUUGUGGAUCGCCAUGGGAAUGGCACGUGGUCUCAGCUAUCUUCACACUGAAUUGCCUUGCACAGCUACACAAUAUCCCAAACCCAGUAUCGCCCAUCGUGACUUCAAAUCCCGCAAUGUCCUUCUGAAAGCUGACCUCACUCCGUGCAUUAGUGACCUCGGUUUGGCUACUCGUCUAGAAACUGGUCGUGGCUUUGGCGAUGCUCACCUUCAGGUGGGCACUGCUCGUUACAUGGCUCCAGAGGUGCUAGAUGGUGCAAUCCAAUUCACCCGAGAUGCCUUUCUCCGCAUCGACGUCUAUGCACUGGGUCUGGUGAUUUGGGAGCUCAUGACUCGUGCCCGUCCAUCCGGCUACCCAAUUAAGAGCGAUGAAGAAGGCAUGGGGGAAAAUGGAUUCCCCCCCUACAUGGCACCGUUUGAGGCCGAACUGGGUCCCAAUCCCAGUAUGGAUAAACUCCAGCACUACGUAGCCAAACUGCGAAAUCGACCUCAGCCUUUUCCAUGGUGGGAGAAUGACCAGGCAUUCUUGCAGCUUUGGGAGACCGUGCAAGACAGUUGGGACCACGAUGCCGAGGCUCGAAUUACAGCCGGUUGCAUUGCUGGCCGAAUUCAGAAUUUGAGUCAACGCUAUCCUCUCUCCUCCGAUGAUCCCGCUCAUUACUUGCUUUUUCUUGCCUCUCCUGCGCCAUUAAUCAAUACUUCGGGAGCGUCGACCGUUGUCUCCACAGCUUCUUCCUUCGAAGCCCCCGGUUCGAGUUCUGCUUCUUCUCCUCAUAGUAGUCCCAUUGCGCCAAAUCCUGAAGUUGUGCCCCUUCUACCAACUUCUAACCCUCCAAAUGAGAGAUCUACCUGUGGGUCUUCUAUUGAGAUGUUUGAACCCAUGAUUACUACUCCGGAAGAAAGUGUUGACAUGGAUAUUGUCUCGAGCGAUCCAAGUGACUCAAAGAAUGCCAAAAUUGAAGAGCAGGAGAACGCUAUCGGUUCCCUUCGUAAUGAAGCUGUUCGUCGAAAGGAGCGCCUCAUUGAACUGCGUAAACAGACACUGAAUAAAGGUCUCCCUGGCAGUGGUCUGUUACUUCAACAAGAGGGUGAUUUGCCUAAACCAAUCUUCAGAAAUUACAAUCCCAUUUCAGAUGAUCUCAAGGACGGCUUGUUGCCUGAAAGAACGAUGAUCAAUUUGGAAGUACGUGUUGCCGAUCAACUGGAGGCUGCCAAAGCAGAAGCUGUUGUUGAUGAAGUGAAUCUUUUCAAUCUGGCACCCCGCAAACCCGACUGGGAUCUCAAGCGUGGCGUUGAGAAGAAACUCAAGAGAUUGGAGCGCAGAACUCAACGAGUUAUUGCCGAAUUAAUCCGUGAACGACUAAAGGCCGAAGAGAAUUCAAUGGCUACGGUUGAAGGCCCACCAGUAUCUAAAGAUACCAUAGUCGGUUGA